Candidula unifasciata is the source of this 2409-nucleotide messenger RNA. Lineage: Eukaryota; Metazoa; Mollusca; Gastropoda; Stylommatophora; Geomitridae. The record is from the annotation of a GenBank genome assembly.
AUGGCGACGAGCUGCGAGAAAUUGGACCAAUUGGUCAAAGACUAUCUGUUGUUUCGGGGGUUUUCAUCCACACUGAAAGCCUUUGACCAGGAACUGAAAACAGAUAAAGAUAGAGGAUUACGAGUGGAUCGUAUGAUGGAAAACAUCUGGUCCCUGAUUGUUGGCUAUGACCUGCAAGGAUUGAAGGAGUAUUGGCGGUACUUGAACCAGCGCUUGUUUUCACGGUUAGAGCAGCGUUAUGCAGCCAGUGAGAGAAAGCUGGAGACCAGUCUUCUGAAACUGUACAUUGUCAAUGCUCAACAGUCCGGCCGACAGGACAAGGUCCUGGCAUUUUUUGAGCAGAUGGGGGUUGAGCUGCAGACACAUCCUGACUUCAAAGAAUGGUUUGCAUUUCCAUUUGUAUCAAGUCCAGCAGAGAAUUCAUUGUUUUCUCUGUACUUCAACAAACAGUGGCAGGAUACGCUACUUUUGUCUCUCCAUAACUUUUUGUCCGUUGUUCUACAAGCGAUGCAUAUCCUUGUUUUAGGAGGUGGGGUAGACAUUUCAUUUAUUGUUUCUUUAACUGGAGUACCUGUCCCAACUUUGCUGAAUGUGGAGUUUGAUGCCAGGAGGAUGAAGACACUACAGGAGGAGAACACAUCACUCAAGCAGCAAUUGUUGAAUGAAGGGGGACAUAUGCGUGACCUCAGGUCUGCUACAAGAAGAAAUAUGCAGCUGGAAGGACAUCCGCCCCCUUCCCCUCCAGAUAUGGUGUUUGACUUUUCAGGUCUGGCAAACGAAUCAGAAACACCAGAUCCAGAGAGACAGAAAACCACUCGUCGGUUCCCACUCAGUUUAACAUCGCCGCUCAUGGGGCGCAAGAAAUCAGACUCCACACUCAGCAAGGGGAAAGUGGCUGUGCAGCAGCAGUCAUCCUCUGCCUCUACCUCAGCUGCAGUAGGGGCUUCAGCACAAGGAAGGCAGUGGAGGCUUCCCGACUCAGCAGUAAACCCAUUAUUACAAAACUCAGGUCAAGGUGACGGACGAAGGUCAAGUAUAGCAACAUCCGCAUUAUCUUCCACAUCAUCACAGUCAUCCACCACCAGGCAGCCUGUCGUCAGCAAGCAGACAGCCACUGUCCGACAGUCACCAGUUCAGCUGGUUAAACACAGCUCCUACUCAUCCAUUGACCCGGUUAGCAUGACAGCAGCGUCACAGCUGGCUAAUAGAUCUUUGUCAGUCCCCGAAACCAAGAACACUGCAGCAGGUAGAGGGAGAUCACUAACAACAGAAGUUACUUCAGAUGUAUUACAAUCUUCCCAGAGUUCCCUGAGUCACAGCCCAGCUUCCAGCGGUGUGGCUAUGGGAUCCAGUGCAGAUUCAGACAGUGCUUUUGCUCUUGCUAAUGAUGCUGACAGUCCAUUCUUAUUACUAGAGGAUGAGUACAGAGAGCACAGCUCGGCAGCUUCUUACUGUCACUUUAGUCUCAACGGGCAGUACGUUGCUAGUCUGGACGUUGAUGGGGUUGUCAAGGUGUGGCACUGGAGCCCUCAGCCAGCGACGACAGCCACGGUGAUGUCCAAGUCAGCUUUCUUGUCCCUGGCCUGGGCCAGCAAGUCAGACAGAUGGCUCCUACUGGGCAACAGAGCUGGCACCAUCCGGUUAUUUGAUGUCAAAGAAAGUAAAACUUACAGGGAAGUGCUGGUGAAGCCAGAUAAUCCGGCCAAUUGUAUGCGAGUCAACGACCUGUCAACCAGUCCCUCCAACAUGCAGUUUGUGUGUGCUACCUCAGACUUCUGCCCCUUUACCUCCGAUAUCAACACAGUCAGUGGCAGGCUGCUCCAGUGGGACCUCCGAACUCUAAAACUGGAAAGAGCAUUGCUGGUUGAUUCUACUGUGUGUACUGCAAUUACCUGCUCGUCCUACAGCCAGAGUGGCCACUUACUGCUGACAGGGGGUGCUGACGGUUCAUUAAGAAUCUACGAUUCCAGCCUGCAAAAACCGGUGCAGAAGUGGCCAGGUCACGACCUGCCUAUUCACACAGUGCAGUUCAUGGGAGAUAAAUCUGUUUACAGCAUGUCUGCAGACGGAAAGCUGCAAGAAUGGAGCUUGCACAAACCAGGACAGCUAGUGAACACAUUAUCUUUCAGUGCCCGUGACCUGGGCAACGUGGGGAAAGCCAGUACUGGCAGUUGUCGGGGUCGAUUGUUCUGCCUUGACCUGGAUCAUCAUUACUUGCUGACCUACAUGGGCAGAAGGGGAGUCAUCUACAAGGUUACGGGUGUUGCCAGCCCCACUUGUGUCAUGGAACUGAGACCGCACCAAUCUCCCGUGGUGACUGUUGACUGGUCACCUUCUGUGGACACCCGUGUUUGUCUGACCAGCUCUGCCGAUGGAAAAGUGAAAAUAUCAACGCUACUUUCAAAGUAG